Molecule: messenger RNA, 1805 nt
Organism: Solea solea (common sole)
Lineage: Eukaryota; Metazoa; Chordata; Actinopteri; Pleuronectiformes; Soleidae
Product: troponin T, cardiac muscle isoforms-like
Exons: 10
Coding region: 1035-1682 (215 amino acids)
Biological process (GO): regulation of muscle contraction; sarcomere organization; cardiac muscle contraction
Cellular component (GO): troponin complex
Molecular function (GO): tropomyosin binding; troponin C binding; troponin I binding
Source: RefSeq, a predicted model, not a curated record
CCAUGCUUGCAUGUUAACUGUAAACAGAUAUCCCUCAAACAGUGAGCCUGUGGAAUAAGCACUGUCAUUUAAUGACCAGGGUAAGGUUGGAAUGUGCUAUUGUUCUGAGGGGAAACCAUGUACAGUAUGUCCGUGACACCAACGCUUCACAGCCCGGUUUCAGUCACAUGUCACAGCGUUUUUUUUUUCAGAAAAUGAAUGAUACAUGUUUUCCUUCACACAGUGACAACAAGCGUGGUGGAAUAAUAUCACACUCGUCAAAACUGUUCAUUACCUUGAUGCCAUUUACUGGAGAAAAAACAAAAGUUAAUAGAAAAACUAAUGAAAGAUGCUCUUUGUUUCUUCGAGCCAGGGCUCAGAUGAGGUAAUCAUGAGUUAUCUGGGAUGAUAAUCUCAUGAUAAUCUUUCUCUCACACUCGGAAAAAAACACACCCAUCCUCCCUGACAGGAGGUGGUCAACACCUCAUUCUACUGAGCUCAUAAAUAAAUAAUAAAGUUGUCUGUCUGUCUGUGUCUGUCAUGCUCCUGUUUCAGUGAUCCCUUCCUUUAAAUGACACAUGUCACUGAACCAGGAGGUGUUUUUCAAUUUAUCUUAUCAAUAUAUCAUAAAUCUAAAUAAGAUAAGCUAGUAAGGAAUUUACAAUGUUACAGCAGCAAAGACAGUAAAGAUAAAGAUAAAUAAUAAACAUGCAUUACCAAAAAAUGUACAGUAUAUAAAGAUAUCAACACUCAAACUAUAAAAAAACAAGUUAAAAUAGAAUGUGGAAUGUACAUUUAAGUCUAAAUCUAAGUUUUUUAAAAACCCUUAAUUGUACUGAGAAUCACUCCACAAACCUCUUUUUUGCAAAGCUCCUAAGUGCAGGGUCAUGACCUUUGGCCAACCCGUUUCACGGCUUGUGCUUCAAACCUGUCAAAAGUGUAUCAUUGUCUGCACAUCUACACACACAUGCUUCACUAUCAUCUGACCUUUCACUGGCUCUAUUCUGUCAGCAGAUGAAGGAGAGGAAAAUGACGGAGAUGAGGCCAAGCGCAAAAUGAAGCCUGGUUUCGUCCCUGGCCUGGCAGCUCCAAAGAUCCCAGAGGGAGAAAGAGUGGAUUUCGAUGACAUUCAUCGGAAACGAAUGGAGAAGGAUAUGAAUGAGCUCCACACUCUGAUUGAAGCUCACUUCGAGAAGCGCAAGAAGGAGGAAGAAGAGCUCCUGAGCCUCACAGAUCGCAUUGAUAAACGCAGAUCGGAGAGAGCAGAGCAGACGAAGAUCCGAGCGGAGAGAGAAAGAGAACGGCAGAAUAGACUCGCUGAAGAGAAAGCGAGGAAAGAAGAGGAAGAGGCCAAGAAGAAAUCAGAUGAUGAUGCGAGGAAGAAGAUGAUUCUGUCCAACUUGAGCUUCACUGGAUACAAACAAACACAACCUGGAGCAAAGAAACAAACCGAGAGAGAAAAGAAGAGGAAGAUCCUGAACGAUCGACGCAAGGAGUUGAACGUUGAUCACCUAAGAGAGGACAAGCUCAAGGACAAAGCUCAGGAGCUGUGGGAGACGUUGCGUCAGCUGGAAGCAGAGAAGUUUGACCUUCAGUGUCAGAAUAGCAAGCAGAAAUAUGACGUCACCGUGCUAAGGAACCGAGUCAGUGAUCAUCAGAAAAUCUCAAAGGGCGCCAGGAGCAAACGUGGUCUGAGGAAGUAACAUUGGACAUGAACAAGAGGAAAAGAGGAAACGUGGCUUCAUCUGACAUCAGUGAAUUCCAAUGAUAUGUAUACAAUGUAAUACUUGAACAUGCAAUAAAAAGUUACAGUUCUGAAAAUAUUA